Molecule: messenger RNA, 4699 nt
Organism: Manduca sexta (tobacco hornworm)
Lineage: Eukaryota; Metazoa; Arthropoda; Insecta; Lepidoptera; Sphingidae
Gene: Bdp1
Product: transcription factor TFIIIB component B''
Exons: 9
Coding region: 248-2647 (799 amino acids)
Biological process (GO): RNA polymerase III preinitiation complex assembly
Cellular component (GO): transcription factor TFIIIB complex
Molecular function (GO): TFIIIC-class transcription factor complex binding
Source: RefSeq, a predicted model, not a curated record
UGUACUUUGAGUACUUUGGUCGCCUGUGCUGCUUUGUUAAAAUUUCUUAAAUAGAAAUAGAAUAUUUUUGUACUUUACUAAUUCAAUCUUCCAUGUACAGAAAAACAAAGACUUGUAAUAAUUGUUUACCUCAAGGUAUAUGUUAAUAAAAACUCAUCGUGUGUUGAAUUAUAAUAAACCAAAAGCAAUAUUACCAGAAUGCCUUAUUAAAAAUAUUCAUAACAAUAUAAAAUAGAAAACGUGGAUCAUGUCAACUAGAAGAGCACGAAUAAAAGCUGUGACAUCGCUACCACAGCGGAGGAAAAAUGCACCUAAAGUUGAAAGUAAGGUCGAAGAACAGCUAAAUAAUGAUCGUGAGAAAGAAUCGAAUAGUCCAAGAGUUCUUCAAAGUAGCGAAGGGGUUGAUAGUUCGCCAGUACGUAAAGUCCAGACACCCGUGAGAGCUCGAAGGACUCCCGUAAUAACUAGUGCUGAGAAAGUGUUCGAACCGGUACGUGUGGUCACUCCAAUCCCAGAAAAGCGCAACACCCCGAAACAACCCGAAAAAGUGUCCGUUAUAACUUCCGCUUCCAGUCUUAGGUCGUUAAUCUUCUCGCCACCUUCUAAAAGGAGUCCGGUGAGAAAACAUGUCCCGUCACCCGUUCGGAAUGCUAAACUCCUUGCAGACAGUGCUGAGAAAUUAUCAGCAACAAAAGAAACUGUUACGAAAACCAAUGAUCAGAGUAAAGAAAAGGACACUCCAAAUGUGAAUAAAGAUAAAACUGUGCCUGAAAAUGUUGAGUUUGAUAAAGUUGUAGAGAAGACACCAAAUGUACCAGAUGACUAUCAAGUGCCCAGUGUACCAGAAAGUAUAAUUGAUGAUCCUAUGGAUGGUAUAGUGCCAUUACAACCCAUCACCACACACAAGCCAAUAGCUAUUCUGAAAAAUGAGAUUAUAUCGGAGAAUGCUGAAGUAUUGUUUGAUCCUAUUGUACCACUGCCAUCACCAAGCAAAGUGAGGCCAAAGUUACGUCCAGCUCCAAGACUUGCACCGCUAAGAAGAAAUAGUGUUCAGGGUAGUGCAAGUGAAUCUGAGGAUGAAAGUCGACGUGCCCUUCUCAACAUAGGUAACGCUACGCCAUCCACUGCUCGGCAAAGGCAUGACUCUCAAACCUCAUUAACUAGCAGAGAAAUUUCUCGAAUCAGAAAUGACUCUAUAUGUUCGAGUGUGAGUCAGACGACCGCUUCGCAAGCGCCUGCCACUUCACCCGUCAAAGAAAAAGUCAAAUCGCGUCGGCAGGAAGUGAGUCGAAAAAUGGCAGCGUUACGACGUCGGAGGGAGACCUUGAAACGAGACGGGCUCACAAUGUACGACCUUAUAUUCUACAACCCAUUGUCGAAACCAUUUAUUCCAGACAAAGACGAAGCGGACGCUAAAGAAACAAACGACAGAGAAGCUGCCAAAGAAUUAGAGAAUGAAGAAGAUAGCGCGGACGAUGACGCACAAGAUGCCGCACCUGUGCCGCAGAUCAAGUUGGGACCGGAUGGCAAAAUCAUCUUGGACGAGCAGAGUUUGGUGAUAAAGCAGUCUGCGAAGCGUCCGGCGCUGUCGCGUGCGGGCGCGUGCGCGGGCGCGUGCGCGGGCGCGCAGCCGUACCGGCGCUCGCGGCGCACGGCGGAGUGGGCCGACGCCGAGACCGUGCGCUUCUACCGCGCGCUCGCCGCCAUCGGCACCGACUUCACACUCAUGGAGCCGCUGUUCCCGGGCCGCACGCGCCGCGACCUCAAGCUCAAGUUCAAAAAAGAAGAGAAGUUGAAUAUCGCUCAAGUGGACAAAGCGAUAAGGUCGGAAGUAGAAUGGGAUGCUUGCCGCCUGAUUGACGAGUUUGCAGAGGAGCGCGCAGAAGAAGCAAGAAGAGAACAGAAGAAGCGAGAACUACUGCAGAAGGAGAAGAAAGAGCAGCAAGAAAGAAAACGCGCCGCUAAAGAGUUCCGCAUUAAACAAAGUAGGAGUGCUAAAAUUAUGGGAACAUCUAUCAUGUCUGUUUCGUUAAACCAAGACCCGAACAUACCGACGACAGCAGACGAACUGAUCGCGCACGCCACGCAAAACAAAAAGCAAAGAAAAAGGAAACCGAAGGACCCAGUCGUGCCGGAGCCCUCCGCCAAAAAGGUUUUGGCUAAAACACCUAUACCGCAAAACCCAACGCCGCCUCUCUCCAAACUAGCUUUGAUUAAGAACACAGUGAAUCCACAGUCGCCAAAACUUGCAGAUAUAUUACCCAGAAUCGCUGCCAAACCCGUCACUCCUAUGGAGCCACAGAGUUCUGCAUUGGCUGUGCCACCUAACGUCGAAAAUGGAUCUCUAGUGGUACUAACGGUCAAUGACCCCAAUUCUCCGACAAAGAAAAUGUUACAAACAUACAUAGCUCGGGGUGCAGGCAGACUCACUCCAGUAAAUUUACCUUCGACGCUGUUGAACUCGGUUGUGGGGUAUGUGACGCGGACUUCGCAAAAAAGUGGUUCGGCGAGGUCAUCGCCACUGCUGACGUCACCGAGCAGUGUUGCCAGCCAUGACAGUAAAGCUCCGUCCACACCUGGACUGGUGCAAAUCAACCCUAGUCCUUCCAAACAGAAACAUAGCUCGUACUCUAUUACACCGCUUUAAUAUAGUUAUAAGUUUUUAGAUAUAGUGAUGUUAGUUAGAUAUUUUUAUGCGCAGAUAUUUAAGACAUUGCGUCAGUGCAGUAAAUACUAAAUAUGAACCUUAUUACCAAUAAAUAUUGCAGUGUUUUAACUAAUUAAAGUUUUGUCACUGCGCCAAAUUCAAAAGGCAAACACUGAUUAAGUUAAUUACUGAUUACAUUUUUAUUGUUAAGAUGCAGGUGUUACACUUAUGAAAUUUUAAGGCAAGUUAUGCACUCAAAGUUUUAUCUGUAACUAAAAUGCAUAUUUUAAUGAAAACCUCAUUUUACUCUUGAUAGUAAGCCAAUAUAAUAUGAAAGCUUACGCGCAUAAUUCUGCUUGGAAGUUGCAAGUUUAAAACUGCAACCUCCAUUCAAUUAACACGUAAGCAACCGUUAAAACUGCUUACGGCUGAUUUCAUUAUACAAUCCUAACAGCUAACUUCAGGUCGUCAGGUAAAAUGGACCAAUCAGAAUAAAGUUUGUCUGAUUUACUUUGAUUGGUUUAUUCUUACUAUUGAUCUAGUUAGGGAUUGCGAUCGUUUAAUACAUCGGAUGUGUAUCGGCGAUCGUGAACAAGACUGCCCUAAUUACUGCACUGAUCCAAUGAUUACAAGGAAAAUGAGUGAUAAAACAUUGAUGUGAUGUUAAACACUGCUAGACGUAGUAGAAGUGAAUUAUAUGCUGUUCGGAUUUCGCCUCAUUAAAUACUUAUUUGUCUAGGCGACUUUUUUAGAAUUAUUUAUAAAUGGAGAACAGACCCUUUCGUUUUCAACUCUUGGUAAUAUCAUGUGCCAAUAAAAUUACGGUUGGGCAAAUAAGAACUGAGGCGAUCUUAUUACCCAUGUGCCUAGUAACGGCUAAUUUCAAAAAACGUUCACAAGUGAUGUCUUCGGAUCGACCGAGGAAUGGACCAAUCAUAUUGAAGUUAGUUCGGCAUUCUUACAAAUGACUCAUUUUCUAACUCAUUGGUUAAUACUCAGGAUAGAUCGGAAGAUAAUGAUUGAGGUCGUUUAUUGACUUCGGUCGUAACACUACAUUAGAUAUUUGCAUCAUUAUCCAUAAUCGAGAAAUAUGUAUACCAAUAAAAUACUCUGUUACAUAUCACUGAAUGCAAGACGAGAAGGAAAAUUCAUAAAUGGUACCGCAUAGGUUACAUAGGUUUUGAAUUAAAAAGCAUCCCAUAACACUGCAAUGUACUUGUCUUCCUCAUGCUAAGUUAAGACUCAGUUUUUGCAGCAAUAUAUUGCGCAAGAGUUUUCAGGUGCGUUUACACUAGCAGCAACUGCGUGUGUGCGUUUACACAUGCGACUUGCUUAAAGUCUUUUAACCUUCAAAAUUUGCAGGAGUCGGCUCCUAUGAUAGUUUACCGUAAAUCAUAACUUACGGAAGUCGACUUCUGUGAGUUUUCUUGCGGAUCUAAACCUUGCUUAAAAUAUUGGUUAAUCAUAUUUCUCGAAAGUUGAACGGUCAAGUAUAAAAAAGUGUAUGUACUAGAUAAACUUAAUAAAACCCAUUGUUUUAAACCAAAUGAAAAUAUUGUUUGCAUUGUUUUAUGUUUUGAGAAAUGCUGUGUGUAUAUUUAUUAUUUUGAUGAAAAGGACAUAUUGCUUAUGCUCGUGGCUUAUCCGCGUUAAGGCAUCUUUCGUGAUAUUGACAGUCUAGAUUUUUGUUCGAAUUAUUCUCUAUGGAACCUGGAUUUAAAAUUUUCAUUCUCAAAAAUAAUAAUUGGCGCCAUAUUGUGUAUUUUAAAACCCAAUGUAAAGGCUACCAAAGCCUUAAUUGAUAACUUUCCUGGGAAAUUUCGCAUAUUCGUUUUGUAAAAUAUCUUUGAAAAAAAUUAUAUCCUUGUUGAGUUUGAUUUCGUUGUUUAACAAAAGAAGUGACUUCUCCAGGAUACUCUGAUCUCAAUUAAAUUAAGCUUGUCUGGUGAAGCUAUAGUUGCUUGUUCGCUUUAUACUUAAGUUAAAAUGUAAUUUGUUCUGUCGUUUGUGUAUUUGAUUAAUUUUUAUGUAAUAAAAUAUCAUAUUGUUUUA